Molecule: messenger RNA, 2147 nt
Organism: Pangasianodon hypophthalmus (striped catfish)
Lineage: Eukaryota; Metazoa; Chordata; Actinopteri; Siluriformes; Pangasiidae
Gene: pold2
Product: polymerase (DNA directed), delta 2, regulatory subunit
Exons: 11
Coding region: 146-1549 (467 amino acids)
Biological process (GO): DNA replication; DNA strand elongation involved in DNA replication
Cellular component (GO): delta DNA polymerase complex
Molecular function (GO): DNA binding
Source: RefSeq, a predicted model, not a curated record
ACAAUCAUUUGCAACAAGCCUCACUUUUAUGGCGGGGUCUUUUAUUUUACCGGAUGUUGCGUCAUAACCGGAAGUGGACCCUGCUGAAGUCUUUCGCGCGAGAUCCCAAAACAGUGUCUGGUGUUUCCGGUCUUCAGUCAGAGUCAUGUUCUCAGACGUCACGGUGCCGAAGGAGACGCUGCUCCGUCCUCCGAGCCACGACGAGCCGGUGUUCGAGCGAGAAGAGCCGUCCUACUCCGGCUGCUCGGAGUGUUUCCGUCUCGGAGAGCGCAGCUUCAGCCGUCAGUACGCUCACAUCUACGCCACGCGCCUCAUGCAGAUGCGGGAGAUCCUGAGCGACAGAGCGCAGCAGAAAUGGGGUUCAGAUUUGCCGAUCAGGAAGCUGUGUGACCUGCAGACGGGCGAGAGGUGUGUGAUCGUGGGCACGUUAUUCAAACACAUGGAGCUGCAGCCGUCCAUCCUGAAGGAGAUCAGCGAGGAGCACAACCUGCUCCCGCAGCCUCCUCGUGCCAAAUACAUCAGCCAAUCAGACGAGCUCAUUCUGGAGGACGAGCUGCAGAGGAUCAAACUGGAGGGCAAAAUCGAAACGUCCAAGUUUGUUACCGGAAGUGUGAUCGCUAUCCUGGGUGCAGAGAAAAAUGAUGGUAAAUUUACCGUGGAGGAUUUUUGUUCGGCUGAUCUGCCGCCUCAGACGCCCAGAGAACCUUUAAACGCAGACAGGUUCGUGCUCCUGGCUUCGGGUCUGGGGUUGGGCAGCAGCAAAGCGGAGAGCAUGCUGGGAUUGCAGCUGCUGGUCGACACGGUAACGGGUCACCUCGGCGAUGUAGGGGAGCAGAGCGGGGCGGCGUCCAUCUCUCGCGUCCUGUUGGCUGGAAACCUGCUGAGUCGAAGCACACAGGAUAAAGACUCCAGCACGAAGGCGAAGUAUCUGACUAAGAAGACGCAGGCAGGAAGUGUGGAGGCCAUCAGACUGCUGGAUGAGCUGCUGGUUCAGCUGGUGGCCUCCGUAGCAGUAGACGUGAUGCCGGGAGAGUUUGACCCCACUAACUACACUCUUCCUCAGCAGCCCCUGCACAGCUGCAUGUUCCCUCUGUGCGGCUCGUACCGAACCCUGCAGCUCGUCACGAACCCGUACCAGGCCGUGGUGGACGGCGUACGUUUUCUGGGCACAUCGGGACAGAACGUGAGUGACAUUGUGAAGUACAGCAGCGUGGACGAUCACCUGGAGAUUCUGGAGAACACGCUGCGACUCCGACACCUCGCUCCUACCGCACCUGACACGCUGGGUUGUUACCCGUUCUACCAGAAGGACCCGUUCAUCCUUAGUGAGUGUCCUCAUGUGUACUUCAGUGGAAACGCUCCGAGCUACCAGUCCAAACGCAUCACAGGUGCUGAAGGUCAGGAGGUUCUGCUGGUGACAAUCCCAGAAUUCAGCAGCACGCAGACGGCCUGCCUCGUGAACCUACGCACGCUCGAGUGCGAGCCAAUCAGAUUCUCCGCCUUUUCCAGCGAGGAUGAUGAUGAGAGCGAGAUGAACGUCAGCCACUAAACUUAGACAGUGCACAAAAUGUAGGGGUUUUUUUGUUUUUUUUUUCUCUAGAGAAACCUCAGUGAUUGGCAAGAAAAAUUCAGUAUUGAAAUAAAAACACGUAGCAAUGGACGAGGUCAUGGUACCUGAGCAGCAAUAUGUUAAUAAUUACUCAAGUAAUUAAGACCGUAAAUAGGCCUCUAGGUUUACUGGCAAGUAAAGUACGUCAGAAAAUAGGGUUGGUAAACAUCAUAUCCAUCUUUCUGUAAUGAGAAUCAUCUGUGUUGGUAAACAAGAUCAAACUCUGAAAAACCAUAAACAAGCCUUUAUUGGAUGAAACAACAAGUCCAUUCGACCUCGAGGUCUCUCUGAGAGAAACAUCUCCUGUAGACAUUGAGCAGUGCUGACAGAGUUGCUUACUUGUGUGAAAGAAGUGUAAAUAAAAUCACUUUUUUUGUAUAAAUGUUCAGUUUUGGCUCUGUGGGAACCAUGUGGGUUGAUGAAGGACACGGGAUGGGGAAGUUUCUGAAGUUAGAGCCCAGUGUAAUUGUAAGAAGAAGAAAAAAAAAAAAGAUGUGGCAGGCUGCAGAGGAGUUGUUAAUAAAAUAUGAUCGCCACA